Phialemonium atrogriseum is the source of this 656-nucleotide messenger RNA. RefSeq lists its product as uncharacterized. The annotation marks the transcript as partial. Lineage: Eukaryota; Fungi; Ascomycota; Sordariomycetes; Cephalothecales; Cephalothecaceae. The transcript has a single exon. The record is from RefSeq and is a predicted model, not a curated record.
CAAGUUCGUUUUGGCACAUGCGUGCUGUCCGGAUUUGGCACGCCGACAACUUGGAUCCACUCCAACGUGCAACGGGUAGCCCUCUGUCCUGGGACUUUCGACCGGUUUAUAUCCUGGCUCCUGUGCCUUCUCCCGCAGCUUCUUCAAAACUGGAUUAGACCCAGCUUCCCGGAGUGGUUCUUGCCGUCAACUGUUAUCGUCAAGAUCGAGAAGCCGGACUGGGACGAGGAGUUCGAGAACGAGAAGAAAUACUAUGCGAAACUCCAGGAUCUGCAGGGAAAAUACAUACAGGUCUGCUACGGGGAAGCACGUUGUGGCGGGAAGCGCGCCCUCGUCCUCUCAGAUCUAGGCGGCCUGGAACUAGUGGGAGAAGACCCAGUCAUUGUGCCACUAGCGGACCUAAAGAGAAUGUUGACGGAGACCUACAGUGCCCUCCUCAGCUACGGGGUUGAGCAAGGCGACACGAAACUCGACAUCGUCCUACUUGUGAGCGAUAAGGUGAUGAUUUUCGACUUUGACUAUGCGUGCGACGAGGAUAAAAAUGACUUUAACCUGGUUGAAACCAGGGUCGGACGCCUUAUGGGCAUAUAUAGUAGGCAUCUAGAAUACCUGGAGAGCGAAUGUGGCACAGAGAAGGUGCGCCCCUAGGCGAUCCG